AUGAACGGAAAGGAAAUCUCCAAGCAGACCGAUGCUCUCGACCAGCCCCUGCAGUACAUCAUGUCUGCUGACGAGUGCUACACCGGCUCCGGCUCCUGCGGUACCGUCAACUCCUGGGACGUUUCCAACUUCACCGUCACCCUGAACAAGGCUGAUGCCAAGUUCGGCAGCACCAUGACCCAGGGCAGCCUGAAGACCGCCGACAAGGGUCUCACCUGGACCACUGACUCGAUUGAGAAUGGACUCAUCGACUUCAGCGACUCCUCUGACACCAUGUAA
Molecule: messenger RNA, 279 nt
Organism: Penicillium olsonii
Lineage: Eukaryota; Fungi; Ascomycota; Eurotiomycetes; Eurotiales; Aspergillaceae
Source: the annotation of a GenBank genome assembly